AAAAACUGAGUUUAAAUGUAUUCGGCUAAGGUGUAUGUAAACUUCCGACUUCAACUGUAUUUCAUGGUUCAUUUAUAUGUUGAUUGCUAACCUGUGUCCAAACUUGCAGGGGAAAUCUGGUGAGAAGGGGGAACCUGGCCUGACAAGAGAGGAAGUCAUCAAAAUCAUCAGGGACAUUUGUGGCUGUGCUCUGAAGUGCAGAGAGAGUCCUCUGGAGCUGGCGUUUGUGAUUGACAGCUCAGAGAGCUUUGGACCGGAGAACUUUGAGGUGGUCAAGGACUUUGUGAACGCCCUGACUGACCGUAUGUCUGUGAACUGUGAGGCCAGCAGGAUCAGUGUGAUCCUCUACAGUCAUUUGGACAUGGUGGUGGUCAAUGUGAAGCAGCAGUCCAGCCAGAACGAUGUUAAGAUGCUAUACCUGGGCGAGGGCACCUUUUAUGGGUAG
Molecule: messenger RNA, 445 nt
Organism: Salmo salar (Atlantic salmon)
Lineage: Eukaryota; Metazoa; Chordata; Actinopteri; Salmoniformes; Salmonidae
Source: RefSeq, a predicted model, not a curated record